AAGGUCUAGAGAAGUUAUAUAAAAACUAGACAAGAAAUUUCUGAGAGUCUGGGGACACGUCUGGAACUGAACUUGGGAAUCUCUUUAUGGUUUGUCUGACAGACAUACCAGGUGGACAUCUUAAGUGACCUCUACAAUUUAAGAUGGAGAUGGCCCCCUGCCUCUGGCUUCUACUUUCAGCCCUCAUCCAGCUAUCAACAUCUCAGCGGUCAGAGCCUAUGUUCAGUUCAGUGACUAAAACGGUCUUGCAACCUGAUUAUGAGAACAACCCCACUCAGCUAAACUAUGGGAUUGCUGUGACUGAUGUCGAUGGAGGGGGUGAUCUAGAAGUGCUAGUAGCUGGGUAUAAUGGGCCCAAUCUGGUGCUGAAGUAUGACCAGAGGAGAAAAGUGCUGCAUAACAUUGCUGUGGAUGACAGAAGCUCACCAUAUUAUGCUCUUCGUGAUCGCCAAGGCAAUGCAAUUGGAGUAACAGCUUGUGACAUCGAUGGAGAUGGCAGAGAGGAGAUUUACUUCCUCAACACCAAUAACGCCUUCUCAGGCCUGGCAACAUAUUCUGACAAGCUGUUUAAGUUCAGGAAUGGGCGCUUUGAAGACCUUCUGAGUGAUGACAUCAAUGUACGAAGAGAUGUGGCUAAUCGGGUGGCAGGUCGCUCUGUUGCCUGUGUCGACAGAAAGGGUAUUGGUCGCUAUUCCAUUUAUAUUGCAAACUAUGCAAAUGGAAAUGUGGGUCCACAUUCUUUAAUCGAGAUGGAUGAAGCUGCAAGUGACCCAUUAAAUGGGGUCAUUGCCUUGCAUAAUAUGGCUGAAGAAGCUGGAGUCAACAAGUUCACUGGAGGCCGAGGUGUGGCAGUUGGACCCAUCAUUAGUCAGACACUUCCAGAUAUAUUCUGUGAUAAUGAAUACGGACCCAACUUCCUAUUUAAGAACAAUGGAGAUGGAACAUUCACUGACAUUGCAGCACAAGCUGGAGUUGAUGAUCCCCAUCAGCAUGGACGAGGGGUGGCACUAGCAGACUUUAACCGUGAUGGCAAGAUAGACAUUGUGUAUGGAAAUUGGAAUGGGCCUCACCGUCUGUUUCUUCAAACUAAUGCUAACCGCAAGCAGAGGUUCAAGGACAUUGCCACGCAGAAGUUUGCCAUGCCUUCACCUGUCCGCACUGUCAUUGCUGCCGAUUUUGACAAUGACCAGGAGCUUGAGGUGUUCUUUAAUAAUAUUGCAUACAGAGGUUCUUCUGCAAAUCGUGUGUUUAGGGUGUCAAGAAGAGAACACUCGGACCCACUGAUUGAGGAGCUCAAUGUAGGGGAGGCAGCAGAACUGGACGGCCGGGGAACUGGAGCUGUUGUUACAGAUUUUGAUGGAGACGGACGGCUGGAUCUUAUAGUGUCUCACGGUGAAAAUGUGGCGCAGCCCCUCUCUGUUUUCAAAGUCAACCCGGGUUCUGCCAAUACAUGGUUAAGAGUGAUUCCACGGACCAAACAUGGAGCUUUUGCCCGCGGAGCAAAGGUGGUUGCUUACACUAAGAAAAGUGGUCCCCAUACACGCAUCAUCGAUGGAGGAUCUGGCUACCUGUGUGAAAUGGAACCUGUUGCUCACUUUGGACUCGGGAGAGAUGUGGCUACCAGUGUGGAAGUGUGGUGGCCUGAUGGUAAAUCGGUAGCACGACCCUUGACUACCAGCGACAUGAAUUCUAUUCUAGAGAUUCCAUACCCAGUAGAUGAAAUUCCAGUUCCAGAAUCUGUGGAAAUUGAGUGCGGACAUGGAUUUGCGGCUAAUGAGAAUGGGCGCUGCAUAGACAAGGAUGAAUGCACACAGUUCCCCUCUGUGUGCCCCAGGGACCGACCCGUUUGCAUUAAUACCUUUGGAGCAUAUAAAUGCCGUCCUAACAAGAGAUGUGGCCAUGGAUUUGAGCCCAAUGAGGAUGGAACAGCCUGCGUUGCUCAGGUUGCAUACUUUGGGGGAAGUCCAUCCUCCUCUUCCAGCUGUCUUGUUGGUGUCCAUUAUGUUUCAAUCGCUCUGCUUGGACUUGCUUGCUUGCUUUAGGGCUACUGUUUCUUCUCUUGCAUAGGUUUAUCUCCUUAAGUCCAUAAGUGUUAUUGGCCAUUUGAUUGUGGAAAGUUUGGAUCAAGGACACACCACCGUCAUCUAGAAAUACAUGUUGAAGCUGCUGUACUUUUUCCAAAGAUAACACAUGUCCACAUUUAUUCUUUUUUUUCUUUUUUCUUUUUCAAAUUUAAUGGCAAUCAUUGUUUAAUAUCAAUAUGCUGCUGUAUGCUACAAAUUAUGUUUAUUUAAGAUGUGGAAAAUUAAUAUUUACAGUGUAUCAUUUUGAGGGUGUACUCUUCCAUUUAGCCAUGAGGUCUAAAAUAGCUCCAAUAUGUUUUCCUAUGUGGGAUUCAAAAAAUGCAUUUGUUGGUUUAAAAAUAGGAUGUAAAAAAGCUGCUGAAUUAAACAUUUCAAUAUUUUUGAGUAGCAUCAGGGAUCAGAAAGUGAAUACAUUUAUAGAUAUACCUUUCAAGGUGCCCACACAAUAUACACAGAGCGCUUUACAUGAACAGCAGAACACAACAGGAGAGUCAUUUUAAAAAGUGUACACAAUAGGGAGCUCAUUUCAGAAAAAAAGUGAUUUUUUGAGUGAAUUUUGUUUAUUGUCAUAAAUGAAAUUCAUUAUUAACAUUUCGACUUUUUGUCCUAAUUGAUUCAGUAAAAGAACUGUGAGUACCAAAGUGUAAUCCUGUUUAAUUGUCAAUGUAAAGGGCUUUUUCUUCAAAAUAAUAAACCUUGGAAUAGGGCAACACUGGUGCACCUCCCUAUGCAUCAGUCUGUAGAAUGACAGGGACUUCCUGUUACAGGGAUAUUUAUAAAGGAGGACCUGAAGGGGUGUGGCCAGAGACAGACAGGGUCUCUGCUUGUCAUCUGGGACAUUUCUUUCUGUUUAAGGGGACAAUGGGUAAGUGGUUGUGUUGCAACCAAAUUCUUUUCCAAUGCAGCCUUCAGAUUGGUCCCCAAAAGAGAUCUGUACCCGCAUAUGUGAAAGAAUAUUUUCAAAAUGGUUAUGGAUAUUAAAAAAAAAAAAAUCACAUUAUACCUGACCAUUUAGUCCAUUGAGCUUGUUUUGCAUAAAUACUUUAAAAAGUUCUUUAAACAUGACAGUCUAAACUUCAUUUACUUCACUAGUUAAUUCCAGAUUCCCAUGACCCUUUAUGCUAAUAAGUAUUUCUUAUUGCACUUCCCUAUGAUUCACUAUUUUAAUGAAAGAACUCAGUGAGAUCAGUGAUAGAUAGAUAGAUAGAUAGAUAGAUAGAUAGAUAGAUAGAUAGAUAGAUAGAUAGAUAGAUAGAUAGAUAGAUAGAUAGAUAAAGAUCGAUCUUUAUUUAUCCAAAGGAGAACUUAAGGAAUAUAGAAAUAUUAGAAGGGUGCCUCUCACCAUGUCAAUUUUGGAAUAAAAUAAGGCUGGGUUGUUGCCCGUGCAAAGUGUGGUUGAGAUAGGUUCAAUGGUGUGGAUUUGCAUACUGGACAGGCACAGGUAAGGGUACCCAGGGUGAGGGCACAGACUAAAUUUUGGAAUGAAUGCAUAGCCUAUGGUCUUCCUUGUACAAAUGGGGAAUCUGUGCGGUAUUCUGGCUGAGAUCGGAUCAGUAGUGUGAAUUUACAUACUGGACAAACACCCACACAAAUACACAUUCUACUUUAUACAUUAGGUAAUAACAACAAACCCCGCAAAUACACACAAGAAUAACAAAAACGGCAUGACUAGUGAUUAGAUCAUAGACACAGUGAUACCUUUGAGAAUUUUUAAGACUAAGAAUAGGCCAUCUCUGUUUGAGACUAUAAGGAUCAGUUCCCUAAUCUUGUAGGACAUGUCCUAUAGUGCAAGGAUGCACUUGGUUACUAUUCAUUACACAGCUUCUAGUGUUUCUAGUGCUAUGACUCCUUUUCUACCACAAUGACCAAAUCUCCAGGCAGCAUUCCAGAUGGUUUUUCAUUCUAUCAUAAUGGAGCUGAAGCAAAAUCCUAAUUUGUAUAUUAGGAAUUUUUACAAUGUAGCCUUUUUUUCACAUUACAUAAAUUGCUUCUGACCAUUUCUGAGGGAAGGGAAUAUUCAAUCGAUAUAAAGCCUUAAAUUCUAAAAGUAAUAUUCUUUAGAAGUGACUAAAAUUAGAGUUAUCAUGAUCUGCAUAAGAUUUCAUAAGUAGAUAAAUUGUUAGUCCUUAAUAUUUUUUUACAAUCAAACCACUUUUGCCAAGAGCAGUCUUUUUACCCUACAUGGCUCAUCAAUUCCCAAUUGAAGGUCCCCAAAUUCUAUGUGUAGUGGCAAAGAUGAAGUUCUAAAUGCUAGUGAAUGCUUGAAUUCCAAAGCAAAAGGCUGUUUAGAUUCAUGUGUCAGACCAAAAGGAGAAAUCAAGAUAUUUAGAGCAUCUCAAGCUCAGAACUAAAUGUUUUUUCUUUACAUUUCUCAAUUUGAGCAGAGUUUUCUGUUCUCUAAUCUAUGCAAUGUUGAAUGAAAACAAUGCAUUUUUAUCACUGAAUGGCCAGUAGUGGUUACGCCACUUGUAAUUGUGAAUGCAGCGUAGUGACAGUGACUCAUGGCUCAUCUAUUUAAACAAUGGAAAUGUCAACAAGCAGAAAAAAACAAUUACAAAACACAUAUGAUUCAUAUAUAAAAAAGCAUCAGGAAGAAUACCACUAUCAUGACAACAAUGGGGGAGUUUUGGAAAUGUCAUCUCCACUCUGUACAGGACAUAUAGAGUGCAGGGUAGACUUGAUCACAGUCACACAUCGAGCCGGUGGUGGGCUUUAAUUUUCUCAUCUUGUAAUGUCAGCUGCAAGUGUUAAACCAUUAAUCUGCAAUACCAAUAAUGAAACUCAACUGAAACAAAAACUCCUCAAGGAAGGCAAUAAUGAGUGCAAGGCUCGUUUGAGAAAUAAUAAAAUUCUCAUUUGGACAACAUCAUUGUGUUUCCUCUCUGUGGUUUCCAUGGUAUUUUCUGUCUCUACUCGAAUUCCAGAAGAAAACGAUAAUGAUAGACUAUAGAAGCGUUAAUAGGCACUGUCAGCCUUGGCACGCACAUGUUUUCACUGCCAUCUAUUGCAGAUGGUUUGCAUUGUUUUUCAAGUAAAGAAGAUGGAUUUGGUUCAAAAGGGGACAUGUCAUAACGGAGAGGUGCAGUCACCUAGAAAGUUAUUUAUUUUAACGUUUUCACUUAAUAGAUUGAAUCACUUAUUCAAAUAACGCUAUGCAAUUUACUCAUUUUAAACAUACCUUCAUUUGCGAGAUCUUGGGAUUAUUCCCAGAUAAGGCACCACUGGCUUGAUUGUUCUUUUCUAAAAAAAACACAGAACACACACAUUUUCUUUCCGGUCUAUGCAAUUUAAGAUGUUAAACUUAAUUUAUCUUUUUAAGUCAGGGAAUGAUUAUUCUGUAGCCAAAGAGGUGGAGUAUAAUAUUUUCUUAAAUGUGGACAAUGAUUAAUUCAAGAUAAAGCAAAAAUUAUUGUUUGAGAUUGUAGAAUAAAAUGUGUUCAACAUAAGGUGACUGUGAGCAAUCAUCCAUCUUUAUGCCAUUUGGUAAAGACCAAAAUGAACAGAGGCAAUAAACCAACAGUUGCAUUAUAGAGAGAGCAGCUUCUGAAGGUUGUUUUAAUUCUUGGCUUUACAGUUCUCUAGUUUAUGGUACUAAUUAUUUGUCUUUCUUAGCUACUGUUGCAGUUCCUUACCUUAUUUCUGUGUACUACUACUACUCUCUUUAUUAUUAGAUACAUCCUGAGAAAAAGAGGCAUUCGAUAGUGGUAUUCAGUGAAAAACAGAAAGGGAGCCUCACAGUUCAGUUAAAAUGCAAGACAAAGCAAUUUUAGCAUAAUUAAGAAGAAUGUCAUUUUGAAUAUCUGCUACUCCAGUCAAAAAUUACAUUUAAGAAAAUUGUGUCUUGAAGAGAGCAAGAUAAAAAAAAAAUAACCUUCAUUGGAAUAAACCGCCAUCACAGGGAUUGCAUGACUUUAAUGAAAGACAGAAUUUGAACUGACUUUAGUUUCCCUAAACAUAAAUGCCUGGAGUAACAAUGUGUAAACGUCUAGUGUUACAUUUUUCAAAAAAAAACAUGUUGCUAGUGCCAAAUCAAUGUUGUACAAAUAUGUGUAAUAAUAUGUAUAAAAGAAGAAAGACUUAUAUUCACUAGAGACAUUGCCUAUUAGUGUGAUUUUACUUUGUUUCCUGGCAGUUGAGUAUCACUUUCUAGCUUUCGUCAUCCUUCAUAUCUUGUCUGGGAGUCCUGCUGGCUAAUGAGUGCUCAAGGAGAAUAUCCCUGUGGCAAAGACGUUCUCAAGGGUCACGACAUCCUCUAGCCAUACUAGUAAAAGAAGAAGUCUUCCAGUAGCUGGCUGGAUAUUCUCACAGAGUUGGGCUCGCCAGCACUACCUUAAUUAGUCAGGGUCACUUGAGAUUAGCAAUUGUGCCAUCAGCCCCCUCAAAUGGCUUCAUGGCAGCCUCAAGGAUUAGUUUUAUUUUUUAACUUAUUUUACUAGGUUACUACUGCUACUGUGUUUCAUUAUAGUGCUUUUAAUAAACCUGAAAAGCAUCAUGAGACACUGCAGAAUUAAAAUAAUAAACCCCUUGUGAAUUAUUAAAAAUGCUAGACAAGUUUAAAUUAUGUAGCGUUCGUUCUCUUUUUUUGUGGUGAAUCAGAAGUAAGCGAUUAUCCGUCUGAAUAUACAUUUUUCAGGAAACCAUGUGUUUUGUAAAUAUUUCAUGUCUGUAUUCUAUUUUUUGUAAAUGGACAAUUUUUAGUUAAAGCAUUGUUUGCAUUUUUGAUCAAUAAAGUUUGUGAACCUGAAUAUUUCAUGUGUAAAAUAAAAUAUCUGAUUCUCCA
Messenger RNA from Polypterus senegalus (gray bichir), 6864 nucleotides. Its product is annotated as cartilage acidic protein 1-like. Lineage: Eukaryota; Metazoa; Chordata; Cladistia; Polypteriformes; Polypteridae. The transcript has 15 exons. The record is from RefSeq and is a predicted model, not a curated record. Bases 144 to 2042 code for a protein of 632 amino acids. Gene Ontology annotation, molecular function: calcium ion binding. Gene Ontology annotation, biological process: axonal fasciculation.